This is a messenger RNA of Rotaria sp. Silwood1, 1233 nucleotides long. Lineage: Eukaryota; Metazoa; Rotifera; Eurotatoria; Philodinida; Philodinidae. The record is from the annotation of a GenBank genome assembly.
AUGCCAAACGCACGACAAGAAGCCAGCCUUACACAAAUUCGUCGAUUGCUUUCUCGUUGGGAUCAAGGUUCAACUAAAGUUCGUCGUCAAAUUUUACUUGAUUUUAUUGAAUUACAUUCAACAAUUACUGAACCUGAACUCGAAAGUGAAUUUGCACAAUCUGCUAGUCUAUUUUUUACUCGAAUUACUUCAUGGCUACGUAUAAGUUAUCUAUUCGGAACAUGUCUUAAUGAACAAUUACGAGCACUUCGUGUUUUUUUACAAUCGUCAACUGGAAAUAAAUUUCUUGGUGAAUUUCUCGACGUUGGUGGUUUAUUUACACUUCUUGAAAUACUCAAUGUAAAUCAAAUUAAAGAUGAAGAUAAACAGCAAGCAUUACAAUUAUUAAAAUUAAUAGCUGAUAAUGGUCGUAUAUAUAAAGAAUUAAUUUGUCAAUCAUAUGGCAUUCGAGCUAUAGCUGAAUGCAUGGCUAAGACAACAACAAAUGAAAACACACAAAAAUCAGCACAAUUAUUACUUGAUUCAUUAGCACAUGGAAAUCCUACAUACACUCAACAAGUCUAUAAAGGUCUCAUUGCUAUUUUACUAUCAACGUCACCUAAGGCUCAAGAAUUAUCUGCUUCUCUAUUAUGUAAACUUCAACCACAAUUAGAACAAGUUCAUAGAAGUUUACUUGAACCAGUGGUUAAUCUUCUUCAAUCAUUUCAUGCUGAAGUUCAAUAUCAAGCUAUUGAACUUAUACAAAUUCUUAUGUCCAAUAAAUGGAAUGAUGAUAAUAUUGUAUCAGCAUUAGCUGAACAAUUAAUUGCAUGUUUAAAAGAUCCACCAAAUCAAGAUAGAACUGAUGAUGAUGAAACUAAUGAUUUAAUUGAUUCACUUAAAGGUGGUCCAAUGCCAGUUUAUAUUCAACAAGCAGCUGCAUGUAAAUGUAUUCGUUUACUUGUCGAUCAACAUUAUCGUUUUUUACGUUUAAAUGUUGUUCAUUUAUUAUUAUGUGUUAUGGGUAAUGAAGCUUAUCCUGAAAGUCAACGACAAGCAUCGUUAACUCUUCAUACUUUUGUUGAACGAUAUCCAAUUGUUUAUGAAAAAGUUUUAGAUGCUCUUGGUGAACAAUUAUUUGAUGCAUUUCAUCAAAAUCCUGAUGGAUUUUAUGCUCAAAUAACUCCUAUUCAAGCUGAUGUUUGUCGAUCAAAUCUUAUUCAUAUGACGUUUAAUGGUGAUAGUUCAGACUGA